CGUGAACGGCAGAACAUUUUGGACUUUGCUUUGGCCUCUGGAGUUGUCCUUCCGCCGCUGAAACGACAUGGCAGUGAAAUCAAAUCCAAUACAUCACUGCCCAGUUAAGAAUGCCCCCUCACAGUCGUUGCAUCUCAGACAACCUCACCUCUCAAUUUGGCUGCGUAAUGGAACUCCUUCUUCUUCGUCCGGCAUCUCGUUCUCGCUUCUUUCUUCUCAAUCUCAUCACCCCACUCCGCCUCGCCGUCCUCCGCCGCAGUCUUUAUGGAGCCCCAAGCUUCCCCUCGGAAGUCCUCCACCGCCCAAGUAUUCGGGUUCCCUCGAAUCCGAUUCACGGUCGGGUUACUAUUCCGAACCGCCUCCAGUUGUGGAGCAGCAAACAGGAAUUCUAAAGAUUCUGAAGGAAUCAAAUUCACUUUUGCCUCAUGUAGUCCUUGCUAGUACUCUGCUUGCUCUGAUCUACCCCCCUUCUUUCACAUGGUUUACGAGCAGAUAUUAUGCACCUGCGCUAGGGUUUUUGAUGUUUGCAGUUGGUGUUAAUUCAAGUGAAAAGGACUUCCUUGAAGCAUUAAACAGGCCAGAAGCAAUAGUUGCUGGUUAUGUUGGCCAAUUUCUUGUGAAGCCUUUUCUUGGUUAUCUAUUUGGCAUAUUGUCAGUAACUGUAUUUGGUUUGCCAACAGCAGUAGGCGCUGGAAUUAUGCUUGUGUCUUCCGUUAGUGGAGCCCAGCUCUCCAAUUAUGCUACUUUUCUAACAGAUCCACAGAUGGCACCAUUAAGCAUAGUCAUGACAUCAUUGUCCACUGCUUCAGCAGUUUUUGUCACUCCACUGUUAUCAUUGUUGCUUAUUGGAAAGAGGUUGCCUGUGGAUGUAAAAGGAAUGGUAUCUAGCAUCAUGCAGAUUGUAGUGGCACCAAUUGCUGCAGGCCUGCUUCUGAAUCGCUUCUUUCCUCAUUUUUGCAAUGCCAUACGGCCAUUUUUGCCUCCACUCUCAGUACUGCUAACAGCUCUCUGUGUUGGAGCACCCCUUGCAAUUAACAUUGAGUCGGUCAAGUCUCCCUUUGGAGUUACUAUCUUGUUGCUGGUUGUUGCUUUUCAUAUGGCAGCGUUUGUAGCUGGUUAUAUGUUUAGUGGACUUCUCUUCUAUAAAGCUCCUGAUGCGAAGGCAUUGCGAAGGACAAUUUCCUUCGAGACUGGAAUGCAAAGUAGCCUCCUUGCCUUGGCCCUUGCUAAUCGGUUUUUCCCAGACCCAAUAGUGAGCGUGCCUCCUGCAAUAUCUACUGUGAUUAUGUCUCUGAUGGGAUUCUCUCUCGUAAUGCUUUGGAGCAAGAGGAAAGACUAGGAAGUGGAUGGAAAUGCAGCGCCAGGAAGAUGGCACUGUAUUUGUGAAUUGUGACAUCCUUUAUUUUUGUGGGCUUUGGUAGAACUGUUGACUCUAGGAAGUGGGCAACAUGGUGUGAAAUAAUGUGCAUAUAAACUAUGAAAACAAUAUUGAAAAUUUUAGGCAGAAGCCUUUGAAAAUUGCAAUCGGUCGCCUCUGCAAUUUACAAACAAAUUUAGGGAGAAUUACAAUAAGGUUU
Neltuma alba is the source of this 1577-nucleotide messenger RNA. RefSeq names its product probable sodium/metabolite cotransporter BASS5, chloroplastic. The transcript is spliced from 8 exons. Lineage: Eukaryota; Viridiplantae; Streptophyta; Magnoliopsida; Fabales; Fabaceae. Bases 68 to 1339 code for a protein of 423 amino acids. The record is from RefSeq and is a predicted model, not a curated record. Gene Ontology annotation, cellular component: membrane.